Molecule: messenger RNA, 2021 nt
Organism: Phialemonium atrogriseum
Lineage: Eukaryota; Fungi; Ascomycota; Sordariomycetes; Cephalothecales; Cephalothecaceae
Exons: 1
Coding region: 98-1813 (571 amino acids)
Biological process (GO): carbohydrate metabolic process
Molecular function (GO): magnesium ion binding; phosphomannomutase activity
Source: RefSeq, a predicted model, not a curated record
CCACCUUCGUUUAAUCAACUCAUCCAUCUUGAGGAAACAAAUAUAUCUAGAUAAUUACUUGCAACCCUCCAUCGCGACGACUGCUUUAAGGAGGAAAAUGCCUGGCCCCUCUGCCGCAGACUCGCUCCGCGCCCACCUCGCGUACAAACCAGAGCCCCUCAGAUUCGGCACCAGUGGCCGCCGCGGCAGAGUUGUUGAUUUAACCAACCUCGAAAUCUACACAAAUGUCCUGGCCGAGGUCCACUACCUCCAGUCUCUCAAAAUCUCCGAUGGCGGCAUCAAAUCUGGUGACGAUUUCUAUUAUGCCUACGACCUCCGCCCCAGCUCUACCAGCUACGUGGAGAACCGCCGCGGCGCUCUCUGCCAGGCGGUCGAGCAGGCCCUGAGAGAUGGAGGCAUGCGGCCCGUCAACCUCGGCGCUAUCCCGACGCCUGCCUUGGCCUAUUACGCCAUCAGGCAUGGCAAGGGGAGCAUCAUGGUGACAGGGAGUCAUAUCCCCUUCGACCGCAACGGUUACAAGCUCAACACCUCUAGAGGAGAACUUAUGAAGUCAGAUGAGGAGCCCAUCAACAGCGCUGUCGCCCUCAAGCGGGAAGAGCUGCUUAGCCAGCCAUACGCUGAGUCCUUGUUCGACGACCAAGGCGUCUUCCGCCGGGAACCAUCUAGCCUCAUCCCUACUAUAGCUGACGGCAGAGCCGCCUACAUUCAGCGCUACCUUGAUUUCUUCGACGGGGAGACGCUGGAUGGCAUGAAGGUCCUCAUCUACCAGCAUUCUGCAGUCGGCCGCGACCUUGUGGUGGACAUCUUCCAGAGGCUAGGAGCUGAAGUCGUAUCUACCGGCCGGAGCGAGACCUUCGUGCCGAUCGAUACCGAGGCCAUCGACGAGGCUCAACUCAACACCAUCCAAACCCUCUACGACAAGACAAGCCAAAAGUUCGACGCCGUGAUCUCCACCGACGGCGACAGCGACCGGCCGCUGCUCCUCGCCCCCGAGUGCAACGACAGGUUGCGCUUCUUCGGCGGCGACCUCCUGGGGAUGGUAGUCGCAGAGUUCCUAGGCGCCGACUCAGUCGUCGUCCCGAUCAGCACCAACGACGCCAUCGACCGCGGUUCGCUCGCCUCUGCGGUCGAACCUAAGACCAAGAUUGGCAGCCCGUACGUGAUCGCGGGGAUGCAGCGAGCUGCGUCUUCUAGCUCCCAGCGGCGCGUGUGUGGGUGGGAGGCCAACGGCGGCUUCCUCACUGGGUCCGACAUAGAUCGCAACGGCAAGACACUCGCCGCGCUGCCGACCCGCGACGCGGUGCUUCCGGUUCUCUGCGCUCUAUUCGCGGCUCGUAGCCGCAAGAUGUCGCUGCCGGGGUUGUUCAACACGUUGCCCCAUCGCUUUAGCCGCGCCGCUUUGAUCCGGGACUUCCCCCGUCCGACGAGUGCGAAGAUCAUUGAGCGUUUCUCGCCUGCUGACGACGCCGUGUGCAAAGUUGAGUACCAUGCCGACCAUAUCGCCGCCCAAGACGCCGACGGUACCCUCUUGCAAGUACCAGAUUCCAGAGUCGAGCGCCUCGCGACAAUCCGCCGGGAUCUUCAGACCGUGUUCUCCGGACCGGACUUCGCCCCAAUCGCCCGGCUCGACUACACCGACGGGGUACGAAUCGUGUUCGCGGACGGCGAUGUCGCGCACUUCCGCCCGUCUGGUAAUGCCGACGAGAUCCGCAUCUACUCCGUCGCUGAUAGCCAGGCUCGAGCUGACGCCAUUGCCAAUUUGGGGGUUGCGGAGCCAGAUGGGUUGCUUAGACGGCUGGAGCAGAUGGUCUGAGGCGUUAGCAUCGCGGCUCAACCAAGGGGCUGAUAACAUGGAUAUGAAUAAACACGCCUUGAGUCUCCUUCGUGGUGAGGUUUAAAUUCGCCUCCCAAUCUAUCGUCGCCAUCAACCCAUCCCAUGUAUAAGCGCGCGUCUUUGCGGCGUUAUAGUUAGCUAUGUCCGCCCUGUCAAGACCAACUCAUAUAUGUUAAGGGUGUGAUAU